AUGGCCGAAUUAUACACAACCCCAGCACCAUUUUAUUAUGACAAGAAAUCAGGAUUAACACAAGACGAAUUUAAGAAAGCUAUAGAAAAAUCAUCCACUAUCUAUGUUGGUUAUUUAUCUUUUUAUACAACCGAGGAACAGCUAUAUGAAUUAUUUUCAAAAUGCGGUGAAAUUAAAAGAAUUAUUAUGGGUUUAGAUAGAAAUCAAAAAACUCCAUGUGGUUUUUGUUUUGUAGAAUAUUAUUCAAAAGAAGAUGCAGCAGAUUGUAUAAAAUAUAUUAAUGGUAGCAAAUUAGACGAAAGAUUGAUUCGUUGUGAUUGGGAUUAUGGUUUCCGUGAAGGUAGACAAUAUGGUCGUGGUUUAAGUGGUGGUCAAGUUAGAGAUGAAUAUAGAACCGAUUAUGAUCCAGGCAGAGGUGGCUAUGGUAAACAAAGAUUAUUUGAAAUGGAACAAUAUAACGAUGUUGACAUUACAUACCAACAACAAAUUCUUCAAACAAUGCAACCACAACAAUUCUCUGGUAAAAGAUCGCGUGACAACGAUGAUGGCGAUUCAUUCAAAAAACAAAGAGACAAUAAUAAUAAUAGUAAUACACCAAAUAAAAAUAGAUAUAGAGAAAGAGACGAAGAAAAUGAUGAAUAA
Messenger RNA from Dictyostelium purpureum, 642 nucleotides. RefSeq lists its product as uncharacterized. The transcript is spliced from 2 exons. Bases 1 to 642 code for a protein of 213 amino acids. NCBI's taxonomy places the organism in Eukaryota, Evosea, Eumycetozoa, Dictyosteliales, Dictyosteliaceae. Gene Ontology annotation, cellular component: nuclear cap binding complex. Gene Ontology annotation, molecular function: RNA cap binding. The record is from RefSeq and is a predicted model, not a curated record. Gene Ontology annotation, biological process: mRNA cis splicing, via spliceosome.